Molecule: messenger RNA, 222 nt
Organism: Funneliformis mosseae
Lineage: Eukaryota; Fungi; Glomeromycota; Glomeromycetes; Glomerales; Glomeraceae
Source: the annotation of a GenBank genome assembly
AUGUAUUUGAGUGUAGCUAAGGAUAAUAAAUACGUGGAGAAGGUCCUGUUUGCUGGGCUCCUCCCAUUAGAACAAUCAAGCUUCUUUUCUGGAUUAAACAAUCUAAUGCCCUAUCCAAUGCACAACCUAUCAAGCAGUUCCGGUCGUGCUAUUUUCUCUGAUGCAUUUGGACUUACCGAAAUGGAAGUUACUUCUCUGCUAAGGAAAAAAAAAAACAACUGA